Molecule: messenger RNA, 6072 nt
Organism: Mustela erminea (ermine)
Lineage: Eukaryota; Metazoa; Chordata; Mammalia; Carnivora; Mustelidae
Gene: MECOM
Product: MDS1 and EVI1 complex locus
Exons: 18
Coding region: 2147-5884 (1245 amino acids)
Biological process (GO): regulation of transcription by RNA polymerase II
Cellular component (GO): nucleus
Molecular function (GO): DNA-binding transcription factor activity, RNA polymerase II-specific; histone H3K9 methyltransferase activity; RNA polymerase II transcription regulatory region sequence-specific DNA binding
Source: RefSeq, a predicted model, not a curated record
GAUGGCCACUUAAAAAAUUAUCUAUAAUAUGAUGUCAUACUUGUCUCUUGACAUCUCUUAUGCUGGAAAAGUCUUGCAGCUAAUCAGGGUUCUUUACAUUUAAAUCUUCAAAUGCUGGAUCUGGCGCUAAAUAGAGGAUCUUUACAAGUACAUAAGAGUUGGGUAAUUUGUGUACUUCAAUUACUGAGAACACUCACUAUUUCAGAGCACUAAUAAAAUCUGGCCAAGUCUAGGUAGUUGUCACACAUAUCUGAAGAAGAUUGAUUGCAUUAUCGUAAGUUUUCUUUUUAAAUUUCUUCUGCCACAAUGGUUUCUACCAGCUACAUCUAUACUUUAUACUAUUACCAUACUUUUUUUCCUUGCAUUCACAUCAAUAUGAUCACAUAUGAUUUCCAAAUGCCCAGGACUAAGAUACCUGGAAAUUUUAGAAGGACCUAAUUUGCUUUUCUGGGGUCACCUAGACCACAUUGGCUACUGUACUUUGGAGCAGUAGGUUUGGUCCCUGUAAACCAAGACAGAUGUUACUCAGUCUAUCAUAAUGUAAAUAAUAAGCCUAAUUAAGAUGCAGAAUUUUUACAAACUCCACAUACCCUCCAGAAGACAAUCUAAAGUUCUGACUGACAUGUGGAAUGUGGUGGCCCCAUCUACAGCUGACCCUUUGGUCCCUUAAGAAGAGAAACUGAAGCUCAUUAAGGUCAUAGACUGAUCUUACUCAUCUUUGCAUUGUAUCUAUUUGGCAAAUAUUUUUUAAUAAGUUUGCCAUGAGAAGAAUGAAAAUGGAAAUGUGUAAUUGAGUUAGGUUGCCACUUGCCCUUCAACAUGGAAAUGCUAAAACUUUUACUCAAAUGACUUUUAUAAAGCAAAGAUAUUAAGGUCCUAUAUGGAGCAGUGGUUUUCAAACUUGAGCGUGUAUCUAAGUCCCUUGAGCUCUUGUUAAACCCCAGAUUCCUGGGUCUCACCCAGAGAGUUUCUGAUUUAGUAGGUCUGGAAGUGUCUGAAAAUUUGCAUCUCUAACGAACUUCUGUGUGAUACCAGUGCUACACCAGUCUGAACCACUCAUCUCAGAGCAUCAAUCUGCAUACUCUGGAGUACUAAGAGAGUUGGAGGUGUGUGAGAACAUUUUGGGUGACCAGCUUACUCACACGAGGACUUCCAGGUCUCUCUUCCAAUGAAAAGUUAUAUGUUCAUGGGCUUUGGUUUUCUUAUCCUUGGAAAUGGACAACAAAAAGUACAGGAGUUCCUUCCUUUAGAACAAGAGAUUAUCAUGUUCAAAUCACAAUGGGCAUUCACAAAGUACUCCUUAAGGGGUAGGCAUACAAAAAUAAUCAAAACACAUAUACUGAGCUUGAGGAUUUCAAAGCACAUUGUCUCAAGAAAUGUUAGGGCAGUGGGCAAAACAUAUGUUAUGGACAAAGAUGUAAUACUGCUGUUUUUGACUGUCUGCCCCCAAGGACUCCAGAACCAACCAGCCUAGACCUUCGCCAGUCUUUCCUGUGGUAAGGAUCUCUGGUCCCCUGUCUCAUCCUUCUAGCCCCAUCCACAUUUUAGACUUAACUCCAUGGUCUCUGUGAUGCUUAUUCAAUAAAAAAUAACAAUGACCCAUAUUAUCCUUCCCAUUUAUGGAACUUUAUCUAUUGCCAGACUCUGUGUAUAUGCCUUGCUUGUUACAGCAAUUCAGAAAGGUAGGCGAUUUUAUCCCUGUUGAACAUAUGAGUAAACUGAAGCUCAGAGAGAUUAAAUAUCUGGGCCAGAGUCACACAACUUAGAUAGGUUUUACAGCUGUGAUUUGAAGGCCAUCUUGCUGCACUUCUAAGCCACAAGACGACAUAUUCUUUCCACUUUUCUACACAUUUUUGAUUAUUUUUUAAAUUAGGAUUUUAGAUUUUUAUGAAAUGGCCAGUUGCUAAAUACAUAACUUUUAGAUAGUGACCCAUGUUCCUGUUUAACUAAAUGGAAGAAGAAAGAUAGAAGAACCAAAAUGAAGAAUGAGAGAAUUCUAGAACUUUUAGCAGAUAAUGACAUUUUAUGUUUGAGAACAUAUGUGCUUACCAGAGUGCUUUUGUAUUAACGACCUGGCUUGUGUCUCAAAACCCUCCAAGUCUGGUGUGAAAGAGAAUGGAGCCCACCUCAUCGGAGCAAUAGGUCUAUGAUUGGGAGAAGGAGACAGCAGCUGUUCCUGGAAAACCAGAAAAUGGAUGGUAAUGAGUGUGUAUAUGGCAGCUACCCUGAAAUUCCUUUGGAAGAAAUGUCAGAUGCAGAUGGAGUAGCCAGCACUCCCUCCCUCAAUAUCCAAGAGCCAUGCUCUCCAGCCACAUCCAGCGAAGCAUUCACACCAAAAGAGGGCUCUCCAUACAAAGCCCCCAUCUACAUCCCUGAUGAUAUCCCCAUUCCUGCUGAGUUUGAACUUCGAGAGUCAAAUAUGCCUGGAGCAGGACUAGGAAUAUGGACCAAAAGGAAGAUUGAGGCAGGUGAAAAGUUUGGGCCUUAUGUGGGAGAGCAGAGGUCAAACCUGAAAGACCCCAGCUAUGGAUGGGAGAUCUUAGAUGAGUUUUGCAAUGUGAAGUUCUGCAUAGAUGCUAGUCAACCAGAUGUAGGAAGCUGGCUCAAGUACAUCAGGUUUGCUGGCUGUUAUGAUCAGCACAACCUCGUUGCAUGCCAGAUAAAUGAUCAGAUAUUUUAUAGAGUAGUCGCAGACAUUGCACCAGGAGAGGAGCUCCUGCUGUUCAUGAAGAGUGAGGACUAUCCCCAUGAGACUAUGGCGCCGGACAUCCACGAAGAACGGCAAUAUCGCUGUGAGGACUGUGACCAGCUCUUUGAGUCCAAGGCUGAACUGGCAGAUCACCAGAAGUUCCCCUGCAGUACCCCUCACUCAGCAUUUUCAAUGGUGGAAGAAGACUUUCAACAAAAACUCGAAAGUGAAAAUGAUCUCCGAGACAUACAUGCAAUCCAGGAGUGUAAGGAAUGUGACCAAGUCUUCCCCGAUUUGCAAAGCCUGGAGAAACACAUGUUGUCACAUACUGAAGAGAGGGAAUACAAGUGUGAUCAGUGUCCCAAGGCAUUUAACUGGAAGUCCAAUUUAAUUCGCCACCAGAUGUCACAUGACAGUGGAAAGCACUAUGAAUGUGAAAACUGUGCCAAGCAGGUUUUCACGGACCCUAGCAACCUUCAGCGGCACAUCCGCUCUCAGCAUGUUGGUGCCCGGGCCCACGCGUGCCCGGAGUGUGGCAAAACGUUUGCCACUUCAUCGGGCCUCAAACAACACAAGCACAUCCACAGCAGUGUGAAGCCCUUUAUCUGUGAGGUCUGCCAUAAAUCCUAUACUCAGUUUUCAAACCUUUGUCGUCAUAAGCGCAUGCAUGCUGAUUGCAGAACCCAAAUCAAGUGCAAAGACUGUGGACAAAUGUUCAGCACUACGUCUUCCUUAAAUAAACACAGGAGGUUUUGUGAGGGCAAGAACCAUUUUGCGGCAGGUGGAUUUUUUGGCCAAGGCAUUUCACUUCCUGGAACCCCCGCUAUGGAUAAAACGUCCAUGGUUAAUAUGAGUCAUGCCAACCCGGGCCUUGCUGACUAUUUCGGUGCCAAUAGGCAUCCCGCUGGUCUUACCUUUCCAACAGCUCCUGGAUUUUCUUUUAGCUUCCCUGGUCUGUUUCCUUCCGGCUUGUACCACAGGCCUCCUUUGAUACCUGCUAGUUCUCCUGUUAAAGGACUAUCAAGUACUGAACAGACAAACAAAAGUCAAAGUCCCCUCAUGACACAUCCUCAGAUACUGCCAGCUACACAGGAUAUUUUGAAGGCACUAUCUAAACACCCAUCUGUAGGGGACAAUAAGCCAGUGGAGCUCCAGCCCGAGAGGUCCUCUGAAGAGAGGCCCCUUGAGAAAAUCAGUGACCAGUCAGAGAGUAGUGACCUUGAUGAUGUCAGUACGCCAAGUGGCAGUGACCUGGAAACAACCUCGGGCUCUGAUCUGGAAAGUGACAUUGAAAGUGAUAAAGAGAAAUUUAAAGAAAAUGGUAAAAUGUUCAAAGACAAAGUAAGCCCUCUUCAGAAUCUGGCUUCAAUACAUAAUAAGAAAGAAUACAGCAAUCAUUCCAUUUUCUCACCAUCUUUAGAGGAGCAGACUGCGGUGUCAGGAGCUGUGAAUGAUUCUAUAAAGGCUAUUGCUUCUAUUGCUGAGAAAUACUUUGGUUCAACAGGACUGGUGGGGCUGCAAGACAAAAAAGUUGGAGCUUUACCUUACCCUUCCAUGUUUCCCCUCCCAUUUUUUCCAGCAUUCUCUCAAUCAAUGUACCCAUUUCCUGAUAGAGACUUGCGAUCGUUACCUUUGAAAAUGGAACCCCAAUCACCAAGUGAAGUAAAGAAACUGCAGAAGGGAAGCUCUGAGUCUCCCUUUGAUCUCACCACUAAGCGAAAGGAUGAGAAGCCCUUGACUCCAGGACCCUCCAAGCCUCCAGCAACACCUGCCACAAGCCAAGACCAACCCCUGGAUCUAAGUAUGGGCAGUAGGAGUAGAGCCAGUGGAACAAAGCUGACUGAGCCCCGUAAAAACCACGUGUUUGGGGAAAAGAAAGGAAGCAACAUUGAACCAAGACCCCCAUCGGAUGGUUCCUUGCAGCAUGCUAGACCCACUCCUUUCUUUAUGGACCCGAUUUACAGAGUAGAGAAAAGAAAACUAACUGACCCACUUGAAGCUUUAAAAGAGAAAUACUUGAGACCUUCUCCAGGAUUCUUAUUUCACCCACAAUUCCAACUGCCUGAUCAGAGAACUUGGAUGUCAGCUAUUGAGAACAUGGCGGAGAAGCUGGAGAGCUUCAGUGCCCUGAAACCGGAGGCCAGUGAACUUCUGCAGUCAGUUCCCUCCAUGUUCAACUUCAGAGCGCCUCCCAAUGCCCUGCCGGAGAACCUCCUUCGGAAAGGGAAAGAACGCUACACCUGCAGAUACUGUGGCAAGAUUUUUCCAAGGUCUGCGAACUUAACACGGCACUUGAGAACCCACACAGGAGAGCAGCCUUACAGAUGCAAAUACUGUGACAGAUCCUUUAGCAUCUCUUCCAACUUGCAGAGACACGUUCGUAACAUCCACAAUAAGGAGAAGCCCUUCAAGUGUCACUUAUGUGAUAGGUGUUUCGGUCAACAAACCAACUUGGACAGACACCUAAAGAAACAUGAGAAUGGGAACAUGUCUGGUACGGCAACAUCGUCACCUCAUUCUGAGCUGGAAAGUACAGGUGCCAUUCUCGAUGACAAAGAAGAUGCUUACUUCACAGAAAUCCGCAAUUUCAUUGGGAAUAGCAACCACAGCGGCCAGUCUCCCAGGAACACAGAAGAGAGAAUGAACGGCAGUCAUUUUAAGGAUGAGAAAGCUUUGGUGACCAGCCAAAAUUCAGAUUUACUGGAUGAUGAAGAAGUAGAAGAUGAGGUGUUGUUAGAUGAGGAGGAUGAUGACAACGAUAUUACUGGAAAAACGGGGAAAGAACCAGGGACAAGCAAUUUACAUGAGGGAAACCCUGAGGAUGACUAUGAAGAUGCCAGCACCCUGGAGAUGAGUUGCAAAACGUCCCCAGUGAGGUAUAAAGAGGAAGAAUAUAAAACUGGACUUUCUGCUCUAGAUCAUAUAAGGCACUUCACAGAUAGCCUCAAAAUGAGGAAACUGGAAGAUAAUCAAUAUACUGAAGCUGAGCUGUCUUCUUUUAGUGCUUCCCAUGUGCCGGAGGAACUUAAACAGCCGUUACACAGAAAGUCCAAAUCACAGGCAUAUGCUAUGAUGUUGUCAUUGUCCGACAAGGAGUCACUCCAUUCUGCAUCCCACAGUUCUUCCAAUGUGUGGCACAGUAUGGCAAGGGCUGCAGCGGAAUCCAGUGCCAUCCAGUCCAUAAGCCACGUAUGACAUUACCAAGGUCGACCAGAGUGGGACCAAGUCCAACAGUAGCAUGGCUCUUUCAUCUAGGACUAUUUAAAAGACUGCUGAGCAGAAUGCCUUAUAAACCUGAAGGGUCACUCAUUUAAAGUCUGGUGACCUUAAACUGAAUGCUUAAAAAAAAAAAAAGAAAAAGAGAGGAAAAGAAAGAAAAAAGA